This is a messenger RNA of Drosophila pseudoobscura, 4955 nucleotides long. Its product is annotated as (E3-independent) E2 ubiquitin-conjugating enzyme UBE2O. The record is from RefSeq and is a predicted model, not a curated record. The coding region runs from base 128 to 4360 and encodes 1410 amino acids. The transcript is spliced from 10 exons. Gene Ontology annotation, molecular function: ubiquitin conjugating enzyme activity. Lineage: Eukaryota; Metazoa; Arthropoda; Insecta; Diptera; Drosophilidae.
UUUAAACUGUUUAAAAUAUUCUCAAAAGUUCUCCGAAGUUAUUCUGAUUCGUAUCGCCUUACUUAUUAUUAUUAUCAUUCUCCGAACAUAUUAUUCAUUCAAAAGUUUUCAACGGUCCAGGAAUAAAAUGUCCAUCAUUGGUAAUAAUAUGUCAAAUCGUGUGGCGGGUGCUGACAAGAAUGUUGGCACCCUCCCCAAGAACCUGGCGGACCUGGCCAGCGGUGCUCCAUCAAGCAACCGGAUGACGGGCGGCGGAAUAGCGGCGUCCAAGAGUGCCGAGAACAGUCCUUGCCGUUUCUUUUUCGAGGACGAGAUCUUUCGCAUCGAUUCACGGGGACGCGUGCACUUUGGCGUCGUAACUGAGACGACCGAGUCGCACUCAUCGGAGGACGAGGAUGAUAAUGAUCCGCUGUUUGCGGGCGAGGUGCGAGUGGCCUUCUAUCCCGAUGGCAAGGAACAGAUUCGAAUGGAGUCAGCCAUCGGCCUGGCGGACCGCACAUUGAUGCCGGGCGAUGUUGUGCGUCGCCGCCUGCCCGGCCAGAGAGUCCUCACCGGGCCGUCUGGCUAUGUGAGGGAUGUAAACGUGAGCGCGGACGUAAAGGUGCUUGGCUCAAAAUUCGUCAUCAAGAAUGUACCUGCGGAGCGUUUGCGUCCGAUCUCGCAAUGGGCUCGUGAUAUACCCGUAUGCUUUGACACCUGGGUGGGCACCACCAUCAAUGUGGACGAGGUGACCGUGCUCAGAACCGCCAGCGGGGGGCGCCUGGAAAUUGGCUCGGCCUAUUUCCACAAGUUCCGGGAUGCGAAUUCAAAGUAUUUGCCUGAAAUAUUCACUCCCCAUGUGUUGUUUCCCGGCAACGUGGUUGUGGGUCGUCUGCCGCCCUUCGAUCGCUUUAUAAAUCUCACUCCGGACAUACCAUUGCCCUUAAAUCGCAAGCGAGCCUUGUAUACCGUGGAAUCGAUCCAAACGCUUGGCGUGGACGUGGCCUGGACGUGCCGUGCCACUACAAACGAUUGCAAUGGCGAUCCUCUGAAACAGCCAAAAACUCAUGUCACGGGCGAAGAGUUGGUGCAAAUGAAGCGCCUCAAUAUUUAUGAAUCCUACAUGCUACAAAUUCACGAUCGAUUCUUCCUCAAAUAUACGAAAAAUGAUCCACUAGUCAAUAAACAGGACUGGGAGGAAGAACUAACGGCUAAAUAUAGGCUUAUUUACGAAAAUCAGGGAAUUGUUGAUACCAAGCGAAGCAAGCCAAAAGGCUCCAAUAGUGGCGGUGCCCGCAAUACGUCCAAGUUUCGACGUAAUUUGAAUAAAUCGGGCAAUUCGCGCUCCCGAAAUGGCGAUACCGAAGGCGCCGCCAAAGUCCGGGAACCGGGCAGUGGAUCGUCUACAAAGGUUUCAUCAGAUGAUACCUACGACUUGAUUGAGGAUGUCGAUGGCGACGAAGACUUCUUGGACGUAACUAUGGACUCGGAAGGCCAAGAGGAGCUGGCAGUCGGACUACAACCUGAGGCAAGUGAUAAAAAGAAUGAGGCUCCAGUGGAUGCCGCCACAAACACGAGUGGUGGUGGGGCAGCCACCAAUAAUCAGCAGCGCAUCACCGUGCGGAUUGGCAAUCGACGCUACGGCAAAAAGAAGAAGAUUACAAAGAAGACACUUUCAUCACCAUUUGUUAAGAAACAUAUUGAUCCCCGAGAUGGUGAUGAGAUUGUGGUGGAGACCUUAGUGGUACGCAGUACCGCAACCAUCGUCUGGCAGGAUGGAACCGUAGAGGAGAACAUCCCGUCGACACAUCUGUAUCCCAUACACCAUCUGGACAAUCAUGAGUUCUUUCCGGGCGACUUUGUGAGCAAGGCGAACGAGAAUAGCCUCUCGCAGACCGAAUACGGCGUCAUUCAGUCCGUGGAUCAUGACGAACGUAUUUCAAAAGUCAAAUGGUUCAACAUUUAUACCAAAAAGGAUACAGUUCCCAUAUGCAGAGAGGUGGAGGAGCUAAGCGUCUACGAUUUGAAGGAUCACGCCGACUAUCAGUAUCGACCCGGCACCAUGGUCAUUAGGGUCGCGAACUUUACGAACGAGAAUGCCAAAUCGACUGCUGGCCAGGUGGUUGACAACUUUCCCGAUGGCCGUGUGCGCGUUUGGUGGGCCAUGGGACAUAUUACCAUGUGCUAUCCGCAGGAUCUAUUCGAGAUCAACCAGAAUGAUCACGACCACGACGGCUAUCUGUCCGAUGGAUCGGAUAACUCGUGGGAGACCCAGUCGGAGGAUAGUCUGCACGGACAGCUCACGGAGAAAGAGCACAUCCUCACGGGCAUCGAUAGCGUGAGCGAUGCUCUGGGGAAGCUGGAGAAGAUCCACCAUCUGCUGCCGGAUGCCGAAAAGUCAGAGGUACACAUCGAUUUGGUGGCCAUCUAUACAAAUUGCCAUUACCUGGACCGCUUGCUGAAGAGCAGCUUCUUUGGGCCGGAGCAUUUGGGGCGCGCGCUGGAUUCGAAUCGCAUCUCCAAAACCUACAGGGCUAUCCAAAAUAUAAUAAACGUUGACCCUGAUUUGGACUUGGCCACGACCCCACUGAGGCUCCAUGUGGCUGGCCCUCCUGUGAGCCCCACGUCGACAUCGACGCCCACAAAGCGAAAAUCAUCAACCGAAAUAGACGAAGUUCAAUGCAAGAGAACUGGCGAUAUUGUCACCGAGGAGGAGGAAGAAGAGGUUACAGCAUCCAACGAGGAUGAGAAUAGUGAAAAUGCCAAGCUGAUUGCCAAAUAUCGAUGCGAAUACAAUCAUUUGAUCGAAGUUGCACGAAACAGUAUUCUUGUCGCUUUUGACAUACGGACUAAGGCAAAGAAUGAUUCUGGCGUUCACUCACGGGGCGAAAAUAGCAUGAGCGAGUUGACCAACUCGGCCAGCGAUCGUGAUCCUGUCGAGCCACGAAACCAGCCGUCGCCUGAGCUGAAGCCACAAGUGGUCAUUGACUUUUCCGACACCUGCGGCACGGAAACCAUCGAGAUGUUUGCUAUGCUUAUUAAGGAACAAUUGUCCAAGUGCCGCAUUUUGGUUGAAGACAAAAUUCAACGUGCACGCAGAGCAGCCCAAGAAGCUAAGGAUACAGACGAAGACGAACAUUCAUAUCCUGGCACGUAUGAUGUUGACCCAGAGGACGUUUGCAUCGACCUUAACGAGGUAGUGUUGCCGCCGCAGCCAGUAGCUGAGAUGGAUGUUGAGCAGAAACUGGAAAAGUGCGACGAUGCCAUGGAGCACACAUUGGACCUAAAUGCAUUGUCCGAGUCGCUACCACCCAUCGAUCGUCCCAUGGCCUCAUCAUCGCCAUCUCCCACGCCCAAAAUUGUCUCUCCCUCUCGCCACUCUCCAGUUUGCGAGAACUGCUUCGAGGUGGUGCCCAAUGCCCCGCUUUCUCAUCGUUUCAUCCGCAAUCCUGUGACACCGGCCAACAAGUCGCAGUACCAGCGAUCUAUUCAGCGCGAGUACUCCCUGCUGCAGUUGUCGCUACCGCCGGGCGUCAUUGUGCGAGCCUAUGAGGAUCGGAUGGAUCUCAUGUCGGUGAUGAUGGUGGGGCCCAAGCGCACGCCCUACCAGAACGCCUUGUUCUUCUUUGACUUUCAAAUGGGUCGCGACUACCCGAGGGGUCCGCCAAUCUGUCAUUACACCAGCUACUGCACAGAACGUCUCAAUCCGAACCUGUACGAAGAGGGCAAGGUGUGCGUGUCCCUGCUGGGCACUUGGGCAGGGCGCGACACCGAAAUGUGGUCGAUAACCAGCACCAUGCUGCAGGUGCUCGUCUCUAUACAGGGUCUCAUACUGGUCGAUGAGCCCUACUAUAAUGAGGCGGGCUAUGAGAAGCAACGCGGCACUCAACUGGGCCUGGAGAACUCUCGGGUCUAUAAUGAAAUGGCUAUCAUAAAAAUAGCCCAUUCCACGGUAAAGCAGCUGCAGAAUCCGCCGCCCAUCUUCCGCAACGAACUGAUUCAGCACUUUAAGGAGUUUGGCACCGAGCUGUAUGACCGCAUACAGGCCUGGGCCGAUUACUCGUCUGAGGCACAGCGCCUGAGAAUUACCAACAUUAAGGAAAUGCCUGCGGACUACAAGGCCCCCUGCGAGGUGCCCGAGUUUCCCCUACUCCCGUGCAGUCGUGGCUUUUGUGUUGCGGUCAAGGGCGUUCUAGCUCAACUAAAGCCCGCAUUGGAUGCCUUGGGUCCCAUGUUGAAUGCCCCGGAGACCGCAUUGAAUGCCCCUGAUGCUGGCUUGGACGCUGUAGAGCCCGCUUUGGAAGCCAUUGAUGUGCUGAAUACCGAGUGGAUGGCCAUCGAAACUGGAAAAGCGCCACGCGCUGCUCCAGAGGAAGUUUAAUUGAAUCUCGCCAUUCUCGGCGCUUACCCAUGCCCAGUGGUGCCUCCCCACACAACUCAGAAGACUUUUGCCACCCGCGAUGGAAGUCUGGCUGGCCCCAGGCAAUGGGCAGCGUUUUAUACACUAUACUAUACAUACACUAUCGAAUCUCUAUAUUCUUAAGCCUAUUCGAAUUGCUGGCUAUCGCCCUUUUAGUUAUGCAAAAUGUUCUUAAACUAAAUUAAAUGUGCUUUACAUUGUCACACAUCCAUGAAAUAAUAGCGAUGCGUUCUAGAAUAUAUGAGAAGCAAACAUGUAUGUAUAUUAAGUAGCGUUUAGCUAAGCGAAAUGUUGUAUUGUAUGGAAUGCCACAAAAUAUAUUUUAUACUUGUCGCCCUAAGUCGCUCCCGCCCCGAUCCCCCCUCAAUAUAUCCCAUGUAUCGAACCCAUGUCGUGCCUAGUUUCGAUUAUUGUAUCUGUUUUUGUUUCGCAUUCCACUUGAAAGAAAGAGAGGAGAGAGCUUAGCAUAAUUUAAGUUUAACGCUCCUUGUCCCAGCACUAGUUCUAUAUUUUAAGCUAGCCAAUGCGAGAAAUGUGAAUAAAUUAGCAAACAUUA